Onychostoma macrolepis is the source of this 1292-nucleotide messenger RNA. RefSeq lists its product as uncharacterized. The transcript has 5 exons. The coding region runs from base 220 to 654 and encodes 144 amino acids. The record is from RefSeq and is a predicted model, not a curated record. NCBI's taxonomy places the organism in Eukaryota, Metazoa, Chordata, Actinopteri, Cypriniformes, Cyprinidae.
CUGGUCUUUGCAGAGGCUGAAAGAGAACUAAUUUCUGCUUAAACAUUCUGUAUUUUUAAUACAUACGAUACAGCAUUGGAAUAUAUUGCCAAUUUCUUUGAGGGAGUGUUCUUCAGUCUUGGGACAGUCUGGUGGAGCAACCAAGACACAGAACUCCAGGAGCACUUUAAAGAGUACACAUCUUCCCAAACUCUCUGACUGGAAACAUAAAGAGCCAGGAUGAGUUUCAGGGUGAGUCUAUUGUUCCUGACCAUGACUGUGGUCGUAGUCUGUGGUCAGAAGAGACGCCUUGCAAAAGAGGAGUGGAACUAUCGUGAUGGCUCUGAGAGGGUAAGCAUGCGAGGAGUUGCAAAUCUGACUCAAGUGCUUGAUGACUGGAGGUUUGACAUCCUGAACCAAGUAAAAGGACUCCUUCAGAAGGACCAUCAGUCCUUGCUGCCUGACUACUCCAGGAUCCAGCCUCUCUCCGAGGCACUGGAUGACUUGUACAAAGAGUUCAAUGCCCUGAAAACCCAUCUUGGUGAGCUGACUGAGAAGUUUGGACCAUUGGAAACCUUCAUAGAUGAAGUGAAGGCCGAGAAAGCCAGUGCGAGCGCAGCACCUGCUAACCCGGUGCGCAGACGGGUCAUUAAGAAGACGCCUGUUGUCUCCUAAACGGCCGUGUUUGAGUAGAGCUGGAUCUCUCCUAACAUCAAACCACUAUGAUAUAGAUUUCUUUAGCAGCCUUUUCUUGAGCUUCUAACUCUUUUGGCAUCUUGUUGCUGUAUGUUGCUGGGAAACAGGUAAUAAACAAUAUGCUGAAUAUUGUGAAUGUUCCUCUAUGUGGUUUGGGUUGUAUCUAAAAGCAGCAAUUUAAAUGUAACAGCCCACACAUAAUUAACAUUGCAAAAAAUAAUGGACACAGCUGUAACCACAGGACUUUAUUUUCAAAAUACCUUCCAUUGAUCCAAAUCAAAAAGAAACGAAUAGGCAUUUGUUAUGCAGCAUAAGAGUAUUACAUUUAGCUGUCUUUAAUCCUGUAGUUGGAAUUAGUCUGUAUGAGUAUAUUCAAAUAUGCAUGACUGUCAGUGAAUUGAUAUGUGGUAUUUGCAGCUCUCAAAAUGAUCAAUGGCUCGUGCAGGUAUAAACUGAUUAUGUACAAGCUAAGAACAUUUCAGGAACACAAUAAAUUGUGUUUUUCAUUGUGUAUUUAUGCUUAUAAUCGGAUGAGCGUGGUAAUUAGAUGCUUAAUAUCUCUUGGGUCAUAUUUGCCAUCUCAUGUAAGCUAUAAUAAAUUCAGUCUGUUGCAUUCA